Molecule: messenger RNA, 1704 nt
Organism: Penicillium chermesinum
Lineage: Eukaryota; Fungi; Ascomycota; Eurotiomycetes; Eurotiales; Aspergillaceae
Exons: 2
Coding region: 1-1704 (567 amino acids)
Source: RefSeq, a predicted model, not a curated record
AUGGCAACAACUGUGACGUUGACCGGUCAGAACGCUCGAAAUGCGAAUGAUGUUAUCUCGUUCCCUCUUUUGACCUACACCGAUGCUCUGCCCCGAGACGAUCUUCACGAUAUCAGCAACGGCAUCUUCCAAGACGACCCACGAUAUGUGACCAAGUGGAAAUUCCCACGACCUGUCAACGGGCCUUCGAACAAAACGCCUCCGCCUGGUGUGGGGGCAACAUUCGACUUUCAACUGACGCUGCCUCCGGACGAAAUCGUGCCCGCCAGCGCCGGUGGCCGUAGCCCUUCCGGAUACAUGAUUGGGGUUGCUCUGGGCAGUCCACGACUGCUAGAUGACCAAAAGGGGCAGCCACCACCACGAUUCAACACAACGAUCUUCACCGAGCAGAAGGGUACCCAGACGCUACCGAAGCCUAGCAAGUGGAAGAAGAUAGGCGGGUUGUUCAAGGCCAAGAAUGCACUUGAAGCAGGCACGAAAGAAAAACCGGAUAAAGUCAACAAACCGUUGGCCACGCAGCAAAAGGCCGUGACGCAGAGAGACUCGCUCGAAGAGUGGCCUAAACUCGAGGUUGACCCUGCGCGAAGGACCAAGAUGCCAGCAAACAAGAGUAAGCGAUCCGAGAGAAAGGGCCCGCAGAAUGGUACGCAUGCUGGCCCCGUCCUCGAUGUUGAGAUUCCGGACGUGCAGAUGGAACGGUACAGCGUGAUGUUUAGCCAGGUGAUGAACAAGGAUAAGAGGCCCUCGCUGCUGAGCAGACGAAGCAAGACUCUAGAUAGCCUGCAUGUUCCUACCGCAGCGGAAUUCCUCCGUGGAAAGAUCCCGCCAGUCCCACAGCGACGUGCUACAUCACCAGCUGCAACCAAUUUCUCCCUGUUCCCUACCUCCCAGCCCGCCAAAGCCGCCAAGGUCCUCGGCACGCAGAACUUCUCGCGAGGCCCAAACUUGAUGAAGGCUGUGAAUCCAGAACCGACGGAGAGUCCGGUAAAGGAACUACCAGCAGGCCAACUUCGAGUCCCGGCUCCCAGCAGCGGUCGAUCCCCAUUAAGCUCGUCAACAUCCAACCCGUUCUCUGGAUCAGAACGCUCUAAUACGCCCCAGUCGAACCCAUUCUUAAGUUGGGAAGAGAAGCCGUUGCCGGCCAUCAAACCCGAUAAACCCACUUCUCGCCCUCGAUCUCGAACAGCCUCCCAGAUCUCCGACCCGACAAGCAAGCCACAAGAGACCAGCACACGUAAGCCCAAUCUCAGCGUCAAGACGCAGGCUGGACCGGCUGUGCCGGCAAAGGAUCGCUCGAAUCGCUCGUCUCCAUCUGCUUCCCCUGCAACACUGGCUCGCAACACGCCCUCGCCCCGCGAACAGCGCGGCAAACUCAAGGCUCCCGCGGCAUCAUCCCCUCUUCGCAACGCUUCUCAGGUCUCCAAUUCUCCCACCGGCCAGAAGACCAACAUUCCCAGCAUCAAGACAGACCGAUCAAGCAGCCCUAAAGAGACCCGUGGCCGCCCCUCCGCGGUCCAAGUCUCCACCGCGCGAUCCGUCUCCGUUUCCAAGGGAAAGAAGCAAAUGCUCGUCCCGGUCGGGUCGCGAAUUGACCAGCUCCAUGCCCACGAGCGUUACGUUAAUAGGCAGAGAGCAUUGACGCCGCAGAUCUCUGGAGGACAUAAGUACCAAAUGUCACAAGAGCUGCAGAUUGAGUCCUUGUGA